Diuraphis noxia (Russian wheat aphid) is the source of this 831-nucleotide messenger RNA. RefSeq lists its product as uncharacterized. The record is from RefSeq and is a predicted model, not a curated record. Lineage: Eukaryota; Metazoa; Arthropoda; Insecta; Hemiptera; Aphididae.
AUGCUUGCUGAUAUAUUAUCAAUCGGAUUCGUGGUAGUAAUUUUUUGGUUGGUAAUAUGGUUACUGAAAAAACAAGAUGAUUCUGAUUGCUUGUCAUUAGAGCUUCCCUCAGUGCCAGUAAAGUUUGAGCGGUUGCAAACGUUAGAUCAAUUAAAUCUGUUACUUAAUAAAUUGGAAGAGCUUGAACAGCUAAACCUCAGUCCGUGUAAAACGAAACUGAAAACAGUGGCUGAUCGGAUCAAAAAUGUGAAUAGAUAUCUGACAAAAUCCGAACUCUUAUUCAAAGACGAACUGAUGCAAUAUGAGAUUGCUAUCGAUUGGAUAAAGUCACCUGCUGAGUUCCGAAAUAAAUGUGGACCACCCAACUUCUUCCCUGCGUACUCACCCCUGACGGCCAGUGACAUAAAACGAUUAACCGAGUUCACUUUGCCACCGGUUGACUUUACUAGAACGCCAGUCGUACCGUUGCGGUGGUCAGUUGCCAGCGGUGAAUCGUCACUUCCAAUUGUCGACCAAUGGUUGGCAAAUGUUUCUUAUUUAAUGAUAGCAACCUUGGAAAAGGUAUGGAACAUGAAAGCCAAGGUGAGUUCUUGGACAUUCACUAACCACUUUGCUGAACACGAUGGAAUGAUAGAUUUCCUGCGCCGUGCUAUCGUUGUCAGUGCUGAAGAAGAUGCGAAUGGGAACAAAACGAUCUUCAUAUUGGACUUUAUGGUACCGCCUAAUGUGACCCUAGAUCGUAUACCUGAAGUUAAAGCCAUAGGACUUCCAAUAAAACCACUGAAGGGACUCUGCUGCACUCCGGUCAAAUACACAGAGUCCAACGCAUAA